AAUAACAUUCGUUUUUACCCUUUCGAUGUUUGAAUUCUGCAAUUUGCUCUUAAAAUUCUGGACGUGAUCUUUCACGUUUAAAACCAGCUAUUUUGUGUGUUCAAUUUAAGCCAAAGUGCAGCAACUCAGAUUACUGCCGGUAAAAAUCAUUGCCGGAAAUUUCUUUCCCAGGUGAAAUGGCUGUAAUUUGAACAGGUGAAGGGCAGUCAAUCAAAAGUGGAAUUCUUCAAGUGAAAUGUCCACUUCAGCCGUCGUUCCGUUGGUAUUCUGGGGCAGCACACCUCCUAAACAUGUGGUAUCCUGUAUUUUGGUCACUUACGAUCAAAAGACGAUCAUUACUGGUUCCAAAUCAGGUCAACUUGGUAUAUGGGAUAUAAGGCAUUUGGAUGGGGGCAAAGUCGAAGUUGUUGCUAAAAGUUUGAUAUUUGGUCAUAAUGAUGUUGUGACAGCACUGGCCUGUGCCUGCGUUGGUUUGGAAAAUCAAUCAGCUGUCAUUAGUGCUGCAGAAAACGGCGAGCUUUGUCUUUGGGAUGUCGAUGAUGGUCUUUGUAUUCAAACCAAUUUUAUACCUGGUGCGCACACUAAUUUACUGCCAUUUAGUGUUUCUACUGGUGGCAGCAAGGAGUGGAGAGUAGUGUGUCAUGGAUAUUACUUGGACGUGUAUAUUGUGGAUGUCCUUACAUUGGAGGUUCUUCACACUUUGUCGUCUUCAGCCUCUUCCAAUUGGCUAGCAACUGCAUGUGUAGUCAGGCCUCCGUCGAGAAGGUUGGAUGUUCUUGUUGGCGUGACAUUGUUAGGGACUAUUAAAAUUUGGCCUCUCAAGAGAAAUCCUGAUAACAAGCCUACAGAAGCCAUGUAUGAUCAAAGUCUACCACAAAUGGCUGGAAUCAAAGCACUUCAUGUUGUAUGCAAUCCAUUCUCCCAAAGAACCAUUCUGAUUGUAUCUGCCAAGCAAUGGCAGAUGUACGAUGUGAGUAACUUUCAGUUUCUUGUGGCUGUGCCCGCUGUUGCUGGAGAAAACUGGACAGCUGCUGAUUUCAUACAAAGUAAUUGUGUCUUGGUUUGGUCUAAGGAGGGAAAGGCAUUCAUGUAUUGUCUACCACCAAGGUGUUGCCCUGAGAAAGAGAAUGUUCCAGCUGGACAAGUUACCGAACGUUCGCCUAACUUUAAUGGCCAGCCUCAGUUGAUUUGCUCAUUUCAUGAUAGAAGUGAACAGAGGACUUUCAGUGGUUCGAAAAUGAUGUUUUCGUACGGUCGUCUGGAACCAUUUCACAAGUUGAUAAUCGAGGGAAACUCUAGCGGAAGAAUUAAGGUUUGGUCUAUCGAUGACAUCGUUCUCGAACUUGGCAAUUACGAAGAGCGUCUACUUACGAACUCUUCCGAAGCGAUCCCGUGUGACGUAAGCACUGGUUAUGCUGAUAUUUGGAAUUCUUUGACGAAGCCUUGCGGUUUGUUGGAUUCCUUGGAUGGAAAUCAAAAACCAAUAAAGAUAACUUCAAGCCUCUUUCUUGGUGCUCAAGGAAAAAUUGCUUGUGGUCGGCAGGAUGGAACUAUUAUCAUAAUAUCAGCAACUAAAGCAGCAAUCACCCAGUUAUUUCCUUUGCCCACGACAUCUUGGCCCAAAUACCAAAAGUUGAUUGGUCAUGGAAGUAAGGUCACGUGUCUGCUCUACCAUGGAGAGUAUGACCGAUAUGCUCCUGAACACUUUGUGUCUGGGUCAGCGGACUUCACUGUCAACUUAUGGAAUCUUGCCACUGGUGUUCGUUACAUCUUUUCAGCCAAUGGUGGCGAGAUAUCGCGACUCACAUGUACACCACCUGAAUGCAGCAUUCGUAUUCAAAACUGCAUCUGCUCAAUAGCUCAAGAUCACUCCGUUGCAUUGCUAAAUCUGCGAGAUCAUCGUUGUGUAUUACUGGCAUCGUGCCACCGGUUCCCCGUGCAGACUGUAAAAUGGAAACCUGCUGAAGAUUUCCUUAUCAUUGGCCUCUCGGACGGGAGUGUAUAUGUAUGGCAGAUCGAGACUGGAAACUUGGACCGUCACGUGACAGGUGAUGCUGCUCUUGAUAUCCUUAAUGCGUGUGACGAUGAAUCAAAUAAACAAACGACGAAAGGAAGCCCGAGGCCCAGGGAACUUUUCACGAAAAAAUUGUCGUACAUCGCAACGAACAUUCCCAAGAUGCCAUCACAAAUAUCGCUUCGGAAAGUCAAGAAGUCUCGCAUGUCUGACAAGGCUCGGAACCACGAAGUCGAUAGCUAUCAAGAAAUGAGCAAGAGCGUCCCGGUUCGAGUGACGUCUCUGAGGACUGGACCUAGUGAAUCAGAAAUUCAUGUUAUGCUGUUCGAUCUGGAAGCACUUAUCUGUCAUCUUCUUGUUGAAGAAUUCAAGAUGCAAAAAAUCGGUUCGAACUCUCGAAAACAUCGGAAAGAUUCGCAAAAGCAAGUUUCAUUCACGUCCGAAAAUCGAGUUAGCCCAAAUUUGAAGUUUUUAGAAGAAAUCCAUGAUGGUGCUCAGCUCUUAGUCUCUUGUUUGCACUCCUGGGGCCUGGAUCCAGAGAUUGAUGAUAUUUGCACUGCGAAACUUGGGCUUCUAAAACCUGUUAAACCUGUUUUGUUUGGCCUUCUCACGCAUCGAAAGCUUAGCCUUAUCAUGCCUGGAUGGUAUUCUCAUGCAGCCCGUUCAUCGCCUUGCGCCCAAAAUUUGCCAGGUGGAAAACUCAAUCCUGACGAACUCUACGAAUCACGUUGGCAAUUUUGUUCUGCAUUAACAACACAACAUUCACUAAGUAUCGUUGCCUUGACCAACACGCUGAUGAGCAUGAGUCAGAUAAGCUUUUUGCCAGACGCAAAAGGUAGUCGCGCUGACAAAACUACGAAAGGUUCUGAUGUUGAAGCGAUGCCACCCGAUGACGCAAGCAUGGCUAUCGCUUCCAUGAUCCGUGCCAACAUCAAAGCCGGUUGGAGUCGUCUCGCAACAUUAUAUUGUUGUUUAUUACCCGAUAAACUGGACAUGGCUCAUUACAGGCCACCACUUCUACAUGUUUUAGCCAGACGUUGGCAAGACCGCUGUCUCGAGAUUCGUGAGGCGGCUCAGGCCAUUCUUGUUACUGAGCUCAGAAGAAUCAGCCACGAUGGUCGAGUGAAGGUUGUCGAAACCUGGGUACAAUAUUUACCUCAACAAAUCGAAGGGUCCAGUAUAAUGGAGUCAAAUGAUUCUGAUACAGAAGUAUCUGAUUCAAGCGGAGUCACAGCUACGGAAGACGAUUUCUCUGAAGACGUUUCUAAUGUUCUUGAUGGUGCGAAAAAACUCUUUCAAUAUGACGCGAACCGACGCCAGGCCACCUCGAUUAUAAUGUUGGCCGUGAUUGGCUCGGAGUUUCAAAAAGACCUGGCUUUGACCAGUAGCAAGUCAGAGAAAUCAUCCGAUGCUGUUGAGAAAAAAGUGUCUCUCCAAGGCGAAGUUUUGCUCCAACCACGUGUUGUGUAUCUCACAAGCCGAGCUCUCAUGUACAUUUUACUGAAGUCUCAGUCACUGACCUCGCGAACUUUAUCUUACACACCUAUGCGACGAACAGCGAUCGAUUUGAUUGGUCGAGGAUUUCCAUUAUGGGAGCCGCACAUGGAUGUUUCAGCGGUACUCAUGGCUUUAUUAGAAUUGUGCCCGGACAAUAGGAGUCACGUGGCAUCUUUUUCCAGAGGGUUGCCGCUGUCCAGUGCUGCUGACUCGCAAAGAUCAGCACGACAUGCCUUGACUCUUAUAUCGACUGCUCGACCUCUGGUUUUUAUAACCACCUUGGCUAAAGAGGUAGCACGAAGCUCCUCCGCUCAAGCAUUGCUGUCAUUCAAUCAAGCAUCCCCGGCAGCCAUUGCGGUUUACAGUCAUGUUCGUCCCCAGCCCUCGCCCACCGACAUCCAACAUUCGUCCACGCUAUAUCGUUCGAAGAAAGAGAUAUUGCGCGUGCUGGAGUUGAUGAUUGAUAAAACGCAAAGCGAAGUAAUGAAAUUAUUAACGGAGGUCGUUCAGAUCGUAAUUUAUUGCGUCGAGUCGAAACAGCUGAAAGAACGUGGCAUGAUGGAGAUAUUUCCAGCACUCUUUAAAUUUCACAUGAUAAGUUAUUGUACAACUACAAGACGUCUUGCAGUGGGCUUAAAAUCUGGGCAGAUCACUCUCUAUGAUUUGAGAUCAUCUAAAGAUCAGAUUAUUUCUGCACACUCCUACGCAAUCACCGCGGUAGAAUUUUCCAAAGAUGGUAAACUUCUAGCUACAUAUUCAUACCAAGACUCAAAGACGAGUUCCUCGUUGUUCGGUGUUCUUGGAUCAAGUGUCAAAUGUAUUCGCACGCAUAACGUGUGGAGAAAUGUGGAGAUCACACCUGUUGGUCUUAAGCAGACAAAACUUGUAUGGGUUAAUCAAAAAUCUGUCGUGUUACUUUUAGCGGAUGGUAAACAGCUUACUUUCUCGGUGUGAAUUAAUUCGAUGCUCGUGUACGAUAAAGACAGUUCUAGAAUUUUUAUUUAAAAUGUCGAAAUUUUUUCUUCAAAUCAUCGAAGAAGAAUUGCUGAUACAAAUGGGCCGCAAA
Xenia sp. Carnegie-2017 is the source of this 4577-nucleotide messenger RNA. RefSeq names its product WD repeat-containing protein 7-like. Gene Ontology annotation, molecular function: protein binding. NCBI's taxonomy places the organism in Eukaryota, Metazoa, Cnidaria, Anthozoa, Malacalcyonacea, Xeniidae. Gene Ontology annotation, cellular component: cytoplasm. The record is from RefSeq and is a predicted model, not a curated record.